Didymodactylos carnosus is the source of this 409-nucleotide messenger RNA. NCBI's taxonomy places the organism in Eukaryota, Metazoa, Rotifera, Eurotatoria, Philodinida, Philodinidae. The record is from the annotation of a GenBank genome assembly.
AACCGCUUUGGAUACAUCAUUAACAAAAGUAUUAGAAUUUUUAACUGAAGCAAAAAAUUUAAAGCAAACUGGAAACGAAUUGUUUCAAACAGGAGAUCUCCGAAGGACCACAUGUUUAAAUUGUGCAGCUUGUUAUAUUAAACUGAAUAAAAGUGAAGAAGCAUUAGGUUAUGUAGAACCGAUUUUACAAGAAAAUCCAAAUCAUUCAAAAGCACUAUUUCGACGUGGACAAGCACUUCUAAUGCUUAAUAUGUUCGAAUUCGCUAAAGCAGAUUUGGAAAAGGUUCAACAACAAGUGCCGAAUGAUGAAAGUGUUAAAACAGACCUACAGAAACUAAAGAAGAAAUAUAAUGUGAUGCUUCAGUUAGCUUUAACUGAUUAUGCAAAAGUUAAAAAAACUUUGAGCUGA